GGCGCAGGCGCAGAGGGCGCGAGCCUACAGACGCCAAGCUCCUAGGAGGCACGGAGUAAGGGCUGUCGCCAUCUGACCCUAACCUCGUCCGGUUGCUUCCGCUGGCCGGGUCCAGCCUCGGUGGCUAGAGCGUCGCGGGACGUUGGGCGCGCGCUGCGGACAGCCCCAAAGCCCACCGCUCGCGCCUGACGCCUCAAGCACUUGUCUCUGCAUCGAAAUGGCUGAAGUCUACAGGGUUGAAACAUCCCUCUGAUAUGCUCAGAGCUACACUUCUUCCCAGGCUGCUGUGACAACUUGGUGACUCCACCAUGUCCAGGCUCCAGAUCCAGGAGCAGGCAGUGGAUUCCGAGGGAGACUCAUCCCUAUACAGGAGAGAUGAGGAGGGGACACAGAGCUCCCACCGCAUGCUGGGCUUCAGUGAUGCAUUACUAUCCAUCAUCGCCACUGUCAUGAUCCUGCCUGUGACCCACACAGAGAUCUCACCAGAACAGCAGUUUGACAAAAGUAUACAGAAACUUCUAGCAACUAGGAUUGCUGUCUACCUCAUGACAUUUCUAAUCGUAACUGUGGCCUGGGCAGCACAUACCAGAUUGUUCCAGGUUGUUGGAAAAAUAGAUGAUACACUUGCCUUGCUCAACCUGGCCUGUAUGAUGACCAUCACCCUUCUGCCCUACACAUUUUCGCUAAUGGUAACAUUCCCUGAUGUGCCCCUGGGCAUCUUCCUGUUCUGCAUGUGUGUGAUUGCCAUUGGAUCUGUGCAGGCAAUGAUCGUGGGCUAUGCCUUCCACUUCCCACACCUGCUGAAUCCACAGAUCCAGUGCUCUACACAUAGGGCCCUGUCCCGGCGGCACAUUCUGCACCUAGUCCUCCGUGGCCCAGCACUCUGUUUUGUUGCAGCUGUCUUUUCCCUCUUCUUCUUCCCCUUGUCAUACCUGCUGAUGGUGACUGUCAUCUUCCUCCCUCACAUCAGCAAGGCUACCACCUGGUGCAAAGACAAGUUUAUGGGCCACAGGGAGUCUCCAGCUCACAAUGUAGAGCCCUUCAGUAUUGACCUGCAUGCGCCCCUCAGCAAAGAACGGGUGGAAGCUUUCAGUGACGGUGUCUAUGCCAUUGUGGCCACACUCCUCAUCCUGGACAUCUGUGAGGACAAUGUUCCGGAUCCCAAGGAUGUGCAACAGAAAUUCAGUGGCAGCCUUGUGGCUGCCCUGGGUGCAUAUGGGCCACAGUUCCUGGCAUACUUCGGCUCCUUCGCCACAGUGGGUCUGCUCUGGUUUGCCCACCACUCACUCUUCCUGCAUGUCCGGAAGGCUACACAGACCAUGGGGUUGUUCAACAUACUGUCACUGGCCUUUGUGGGGGGCCUCCCUCUGGCCUACCAGCAGACCUCGGCGUUUGCCCGGCAACCCCGUGAUGAACUUGAGCGUGUGCGUGUCAGCUGUGCCAUCAUCUUCUUUGCCAGCAUCUUCCAGUUUGCCAUCUGGACUUCAGCCCUGCUGCACCAGAGAGAAACACUGCAGCCAGCUGUGCAGUUUGGUGGGCAGGAACAUGCUUUCAUGUUUGCCAAGCUCGCACUGUACCCCUGUGCCAGCCUGCUGGCCUUUGCCGCCACCUGCCUGCUGAGUCGGUUCAGCACAGCCAUCUUCCACCUCAUGCAGAUUGCAGUGCCCUUUGCGUUCCUGUUGCUGCGGCUCCUGGUACGCCUUGCCCUGGCAGGCCUUCAGGUCCUCCGGGACCUCUGGCCAGAGCGUCCCCAACAAGACCAGGGUGAGCCCGAGACACAGUCCCAGCUCUUGCCUGCCUCCUGCUAAUGCCAAGAAAGCCACUCCUGCCUAUCGUAGGCAUACUGCAAAGGGUCCUGUGGAGAUGUCUUAGUACAAGUUUAUCGCGACACCAGGGUUGUGGAUAUAUUGGCCCGAGUAUUGUUUACACUGUGAAAUAUCAGUAUCUAUUUCAAAAGUAUGAACAUUGUUCACACUUUGCAGUGGGGAGUUUCAUGGGAACUGAAAUAUUUUUACCCAUUUACUUACCUACCUUGACCACAACAUUGCCGGGGGAAUUUACUUGUCUAACUAACCUGAACAAGCCACUUUGGGCCGUCACUGAGGUAUUGUUUGAGGCAGCAGCAUGCAGCUAGGAUCAGAGGCCCAUCCCUACUCCUUGUUCUGACCAGCAUGUGACCACACAGGCUAUCCUCCUUGGAACGUUCGAGCAGUCGAGUCUAGGCUCACUCAGGCUGAGACGCUCCUUUCUGGCUCACAUCCUCAAAAGUACAGAGCUGCCCUGGUGGGACUGCCAGUCUGUCUGCCCACUCCUCUACCAGUUGUUAGACAGAGACAAGAGGCAGCCACGGGACAGCAAAGCCCACACUAUAUUUGGCCCAGAUAUAAAUUAGAUCACAUUCAGGUAGUGAUAAAUUACAGACAAAGACAGGACCAGUUGACAGGACACACUCCACAAGGGACAGUCUCACUUAAAUACAGAGGACAUGCUACACUGACCAUAAUUUACACACAGCUCUACAGAUUGAAAUAAAAAGGAAAAACUA
Messenger RNA from Rattus rattus (black rat), 2545 nucleotides. RefSeq names its product transmembrane protein 175 (gene Tmem175). Gene Ontology annotation, molecular function: proton channel activity; potassium ion leak channel activity. Lineage: Eukaryota; Metazoa; Chordata; Mammalia; Rodentia; Muridae. The record is from RefSeq and is a predicted model, not a curated record. The transcript is spliced from 11 exons. Gene Ontology annotation, cellular component: lysosome; endosome. The coding region runs from base 309 to 1808 and encodes 499 amino acids.